GUGGAGCCAUGUUGUUGGAUGACGUACACGACGCAUCGAGACACACAGGCCACGCUUCAAAUCCUUGACCGCGCUGAAAUGGACGCGAGCGAGUGCACCGACGUGGAACUCUACAAGCGCUUCGGCCUGGACGAAAAGUACGAAGACAACGAGCUCUCCUGUUGGCAGCGCGUUCGACCAAAGAUUUGGGCCACAUUUGAGGUUCCGCACUCGUCGCUGGCAGCAAAGCACGAAACCAACGGCAGGGAACACGUCGAAUUGGAUGAUCUCAUUUCUUACUACCUGGUUAUUCCAACAGUGCGACCUCUCUUCAACGGCCAACUGUUCCCACCGGAUUCGGCAGUCUGUACUUUCUAG
Messenger RNA from Mesocestoides corti, 357 nucleotides. Lineage: Eukaryota; Metazoa; Platyhelminthes; Cestoda; Cyclophyllidea; Mesocestoididae. The record is from the annotation of a GenBank genome assembly.